GAUUGAUGGUCGUUGAUAAAGGAGGAAAAAAAAAUGAUCGGCGACACGUCGCAGAAUCCAACGGACAAGGAGUUGUUCGCGUGGAUCGACAGCAUCCCUAUCUCGAAACCCGCGAGAAACUUAACGAGAGACUUUUCGGACGCCGUCCUCAUGGCGGAGAUUUUGAAAGUAUACUAUCCUCGAUACGUGGAACUUCACAAUUACGUGCCGGCGAGUAAUCUGAACAUGAAGAAGGAGAAUUGGAACACCCUGAAUCGAAAGGUACUUGCCAAGAUUGAUAUGAAAUUGAGCAGGGACACGAUCCAUCAUUUGGCGAACGCGUCGCAAGGCACGAUAGAGAAACUCCUGCUAGAUUUGAGAAUGAAAAUUCUGAGAGACGACGAAGAAAUGCACAGGCUAAAAUCCAAAUAUAAUGCGGAAGGUACUCGAUGUCGAGUAACAGAGGAGAAAAUUGAAGAUUCGCCAAUGGACAACCAACUUGAUUCGUCGGCGGAAAGUUCAAACAAAGUCGAGGCCGAUCAGAAAAUUAGUGAAAUUAAUCCGUCGAAAUUUGCGCGGCUCAAACGAACGCUUCUCUUCGUUUUCAGUUGGAUUAUCUGCCCUUUUCGCAUAUGGAAUUUAUUUAGCUACUGCAAAUUUCCUCGUUUGGGCAGAUAUAGACGCAAUGCGCUUGUGAACGUCGAGACAGAGGGAAUUAAGGACGUAAAUGAUGAAACCGUUCGUCGUGCGAUUUAUAUGGAGCUGAAGCAAGAAUUGCGUGAAAAGGAGGAGAUAAUAUGUACUUUGAACCAUAAGAUUACAUAUCUGGAGAGUUCAAUGAAAGUCAAGGAUCUACGCAUCUCCAGUCUAACUACGCAAAUCCUGCAAAAUGGUGUCGAGAUGGAUCAAUCGACGAUAUCGAGCGGUGACGCUCGCGUUAAAUUACGAUCGCGAUCGCACAAUUUUCACGAAACCAAAACCAAUUAG
Messenger RNA from Formica exsecta, 966 nucleotides. Its product is annotated as sperm flagellar protein 1. Gene Ontology annotation, molecular function: microtubule binding. Lineage: Eukaryota; Metazoa; Arthropoda; Insecta; Hymenoptera; Formicidae. The transcript has 4 exons. Gene Ontology annotation, cellular component: axoneme. Gene Ontology annotation, biological process: regulation of cytoskeleton organization. The record is from RefSeq and is a predicted model, not a curated record. Bases 34 to 966 code for a protein of 310 amino acids.